Messenger RNA from Necator americanus (New World hookworm), 1152 nucleotides. RefSeq lists its product as uncharacterized. The coding region runs from base 1 to 1152 and encodes 383 amino acids. The transcript is spliced from 11 exons. Lineage: Eukaryota; Metazoa; Nematoda; Chromadorea; Rhabditida; Ancylostomatidae. The record is from RefSeq and is a predicted model, not a curated record.
AUGACUGAUGGUUUUUGGUUAUUCGAAGGCUUGGAGGAAGAGCCAUAUGGGCUUUUACCUCUCGUGAAUCUAUCAGGCAAAGGUGGACCCACAAGCACUAAAUACGUAGACAGAAUUGGAAGCUACCAAUGGUAUUUACCUGACGAAAGCCCAACAAUUCUAAUCCCUGGGAUGCCUGUUGAGUCUUUCUUCUGGCCCGGAGGAAAAUUGCCGCAAGAUCAUGGAAUAGUGAUUUAUGACGUCAACCAUCUCAAGGUUCGAGACGGAUCCUUGGAUGCCGCAAUAAUCGCUGCUAAGCUUCUCUCGGAGAAAAAGAAGAAACCUAUCAAUUUUGGCCAGUUCGAUUUUAUUACAGAUGCAGUCAAUUUGCAAAAACUUUUCGCCUUCUGUCAGGAAGCUGGAGAGGGUCUGUUCCGAAUAGAUUGUGAGCGAAUUGGAAAGACUUGCAUUCUUACAAGAAUGGAAGCAUCAGAUCUCAUGGAAAUUGGUCAUGUUACAUUUGACCAAAACUUGAAGCGGAAAAUGACUCGCCCACGAGGAGCUCAUUCCACGGGACCAUUCUACCAGUUAACUGCUUACCAAUUCGGAUCGUUCAGAAUCAUGGUUCGAUUCGAAGUGGAUUGCGCUGACUACGCAGCUGCGAAGUGUUCACCAGUUGCUGUUGAUGCAUCUGAAGCCCUUCCAGAGAAGAAGAGUGCAGCUGAGAACGCAAAUUUGCAGAUAGUAGAAUAUGGUCAGAUGCCUCGAGAUGUCCCGUUACAACUGAUCACUACAUAUCCUCAAGGAGCAGGAUUCCCCUUCUUCACGUGGGCGCAGCUUUUCUUCACUAAUGCUGAUCAGGAAAUCGUCGGGUGGUUCAAAGGAAACGGUGAUUUCGGCAAACCGUCAUUCUACUCGCAACAGGAUAUUUCAAAAAUGAUGAAGCCUCUACCUUACGUUACGCUUAGCAAAGUUCACGAUUGCCUUGACAAAAUCCACAAAUUCCUCACAAAGAACGACCCCGAAUUCCGAUGUGGUCUCAUAUGGAAAGGGAAAAAUCACCUCGAAAUCUUUGCUAAGGAUCCUGCAGCCAACGGAGGCAUUUCUAAAGGAGUUCGAGAAUUUCUCUCCACUCAAUGCAAGGAUUCAGUAGAAGAAGGGAAAAAGGAGUGA